AUGUGGGGCCCCACCCUGUACACGCGACUGCCACCCACCCUGCGGCAGCUGUCUCUCUUUGCCUUUCCUGGCUUGAGAGUCUUCAUUCCUCUGCCCUUCCCUGCAAGGUCGCACCCUUUAUCCUUGUGCACUGGCACACAGCCUGGAUUUUUCGAGGCCUUAUUCUCGCUGCAUAAAGGCGAGGAGGCACCUCUUUCCAGGAGAACGGGCGCUGGCGCUGGAGAGCUGCCGACAGUCGACGCCUUGAGGGCUGAGUUCGGAGAGUUUCGAGAGCGCGCAAUCGAAGCGCCUCCUUUGCUCUUGCAGCACAAGGAAGAGUUCAAAAAAGGUCUAGUGAAGGUGGAUGAAGGAGUAUUCGUGGCACUGGGAUUUGGACUGGCAAACUGCAUUAUUCUGGAAGGGACCGAAGGUGUUGUUGUCGUUGAUACUAUGGAAAGCACCGAGACCAUGAGCGAAGUCUGGAAAGCAUGGACUGAUUAUAAUCAGGGGCAGGGGAAGCAGCAUGUAAAGGGCAUCAUCUAUACCCACUUCCAUACAGAUCACACGUUUGGUGCUGCUGCGAUUUAUGAGGAAGGCAUCACAGAAGUGCAUGCGCAUGUGCUUACAAAGAUCGAGAUGGAGAAGGUACUGACGGUAACUGCGGGAACUACGUACAGGAGGGGCAUGCGGCAGUUCGGGGUGUACAUACACUCCAAUGAUUUCGUGCAUGCAGGUAUUGGGCCCGCUCUGCGGUACAGCAAAGGGUCAGGCAUAGGCACUGUGCUGCCAACACACUUAAUGAGAGGGAAGCGCAAGACGGUUCGGCUAGCCGGCCUUGAGAUGGAGCUGAUCCAUGCACCUGGGGAAAGCAGAGAUCAGGUGAUCGUGUGGAUUCAAAAGAAACGGUUGCUGAUCGGGGCAGACAAUCUCUACAAGUCUCUUCCCAACAUCUACGCCAUUCGAGGAACGGAGACAAGAGACUGCAACGAUUGGGUGGCUUCGCUUGAUUUCAUGAGGUCUCUGCGCCCGGAAGUCUUGCUGCUAGGGCACACAAGGCCCCUGCGAGGCGAGGCGCAUAUCUACGCGACGCUCACUGCAUACAGAGAUGCGAUUCAGUACAUCCACGACCAGACGGUUCGCUUGAUGAAUAAGGGGAUGACGCUGAACGACAUUGCACAAACUGUGCAGCUACCAAGGCAUCUGAGAGAGGAUCCCUUCUUGCAGCCUCUGUAUGGAACGGUCCCAUGGGCAGUACGGGCCGUCUUCACGCAUUAUAUGGGUUGGUUUAGCGGAGCCGCCGAGGAGCUCACUCAGCUGUCAACCGACGAGAAAGCGGAAGGCCUCGUUAGCCUUGCCGGAGGAUUUAAGGCUUUGCUGCAAAAGGGGCUAGAUGCAUUGAGCGAACGCAGAUUUCAGUGGGCUCUUGAGAUUGCCACAGCUGCACAUACACUUCAACCACAGAGCGAAUUCGCAAGGGAACUAAGAGUUAUCGCUCUAAGAGCCCUCGCCUCCGUGCAGACUGCCGCGCCGGCAAGGAACUGGUACCUCACCGCUGCCCUUGAAGUUGAGGGAUCCACCCGUCUGAUGCUAAGCGAGAGUCAAAAGAGCCAAGUGUUGCAGCGGCUCUCAGUGGGACAAAUAUUCUCGCUCCUUCCUGUACGAGUGAAUCCUGAAGCUGCGGAGGCUCUGAAUGCGGUUAUUCUGUUUAGAUUCGAGUCAGAGGAGCAAUUGCAGUGUGUACACAUCAGAAGGGGUGUUGUGUACACCCGAAAUACAUGCGAGAGGGAACCGGACAUUGUGGUCCGCACGACUGCCGCUGCUUGGUUACGAAUCCUUACAAGAGAGACAGGGCCUGUGGCUGCUGCAGCACGCGGCGACAUAAUCCUGAAGGGCUCCCUCAUGCUUCUAGUGCGAUCGCUUGCUGCAAUUGAAUUAGAUGUAGAUUAG
Molecule: messenger RNA, 1926 nt
Organism: Cyclospora cayetanensis
Lineage: Eukaryota; Apicomplexa; Conoidasida; Eucoccidiorida; Eimeriidae
Product: alkyl/aryl-sulfatase BDS1
Exons: 3
Coding region: 1-1926 (641 amino acids)
Biological process (GO): dodecyl sulfate metabolic process
Molecular function (GO): linear primary-alkylsulfatase activity; protein dimerization activity
Source: RefSeq, a predicted model, not a curated record